Molecule: messenger RNA, 1395 nt
Organism: Amyelois transitella
Lineage: Eukaryota; Metazoa; Arthropoda; Insecta; Lepidoptera; Pyralidae
Exons: 10
Coding region: 1-1395 (464 amino acids)
Biological process (GO): proteolysis
Molecular function (GO): serine-type endopeptidase activity
Source: RefSeq, a predicted model, not a curated record
AUGCCUACUCUUUUUGUGACAUCAAUACCAGUAGAAACAACAAUCCCGCCAACCGUACACACCGUAUUGAGAAACACGAACGGCAGCGAUGUCUUAAAGAUUCUAAACAACACUCGGAGAAUUGUGGUCGGUAGCGAAGCUGCGGACACUAUGCCUUUCAUGGUUUAUUUGAAAUUACCCACGAGCAACCCCAAAUACAAGGACUACCAGCGUUGGUUGUGUGGCGGAGUCAUCGUCCAUGAGGAGUACAUCCUCACGUCUGCAGCCUGUAUUGAAGAUGCCAAGAAUUUCUAUGUAGUGUCGGGGACGUACAGGCAUGAUCAACGCGACGACCGCUACAACAACCCAUGUAUAAAGUACGGAGCCAAGAAAGCAGUGUGGAAGUGUAUUCCGAGGAAUUACGUAUUCGACGGGCACGAGAAUGACAACAUCAGAUGGAUGAACAACGACAUUGCCAUCGUGAAGGUGGACGAAGAAUUCGAUUUCACCCGCAGAAUUCGGGGCUGUGACUUUAUUCCCCGCCCGAUCUGUUACAACAAUCAGAGCGCCAAGUUCGAGAAUCCUGGGAACUAUGCUAUUUUAGCCGGUUGGGGAAGUACUGCUAAAUACAAUGAUAUGUCCACUACUAAACAAGAUCUUCUAGUGACCUCCGCGCAGCUAAUACCAAAAAGUCGGUGCAAGAGACGCUGGGGCAAACGCUACCACAACAUUAUUGAGAACUACAUGAUUUGCACCAAGGAUCUCAGUCAAGAUGUCAGUCAGAUAUGUGCGGAAAAAUAUGUCGAUUGCACAGAUAUAAUGUACGACGAGGAUAUGGAUGAUGAAGAAGAAACGAGGAGAGGCCUGGAGCCAAGCCAGCUUAAGCUGCAUUCAGCCUACCAUAAUGAGUCCGGUAGAAGGCAGCAAAUGUCUAGUGGUGGAUUUUGUGAAAAUGACCACGGUGGCCCGUUGAUCUACGGCGAAGGCAGCAAUCAGAUUGUGAUCGGUGUGAUAUCAGCCUGCCUUGUCAGGGAGAGAACAAACAUGUGCCACGGACCCUUCUUGUACACGAGCAUCUAUAAGAACAGGGUGCUUAUCAACUGCGCCAUUUAUAAGAACGUCCCAGACAAUUGCAAUAAGCUGUUUAGAGCUAGCGAAACUCACAUAGAAGUCGAAAUGAGUUGGGCAGAUCAUCCAGACGGGCCAGCGAAAAAUGAAAUAAAGAAGAUGAGGCGACAAGUAGGAGAAGUGAAAACCAAUGCCACCUUGACAACAGACAAAGUGGAACAACAUGGAGGAGUGGUGAUACGGUCUAGAGAUGUAAAUGGAAGUAUAACCGCAACACACUCUACUGCUUCAUAUGAUAAUACUACAAUUACUACAGAAUUUCAUUUGACAGAAGUAGUUAAAGUAUAA